Dioscorea cayenensis subsp. rotundata (Guinea yam) is the source of this 1411-nucleotide messenger RNA. RefSeq names its product protein G1-like5. Gene Ontology annotation, cellular component: nucleus. Lineage: Eukaryota; Viridiplantae; Streptophyta; Magnoliopsida; Dioscoreales; Dioscoreaceae. Bases 43 to 1062 code for a protein of 339 amino acids. The record is from RefSeq and is a predicted model, not a curated record. Gene Ontology annotation, biological process: mRNA transcription; response to light stimulus. The transcript is spliced from 3 exons.
UAUUCACUGAAAACCCCAAAAAUAGUAACUGUACAUCUGUACAUGUUUCUCUCUCUCUCUUUCUCUCUUUUUUUUCCUCUCAAUCUCUUUGUCCACCGAAAAAACACAAAGCAACAAGAGUUUUCCAGCAGAUUCCCAUCAUAUCCAUCAUCUCUCCUUCCACUCCAAACAAAACCAUGGAAUCCAACAACCUCUGCAUCUUCCUCCUUUCUUUUCCCCUCUUCUUCUCCACCACCUGAUCAAAAUAUAUACCACUCUUAUCUUCAUCUUCAACUUCAUCUUGAUCAAUCUAGUAAACAAGAUCACUCACUUAAAAUCUCUGGAUCUAGCUACCAACUGGGAAGAUUAAAGAUGAUGAAUAACCAUCAUCACCUCAACAUGAUGAUGCAGCAAAACACAAACAACACUGAAAGCAGUGCUCUUUCUUCAGACUAUGGUUCACCUCCAUCUUCAGCACUUACCAUAUUCCCUCCACCUUCAUCUACUUCAUCUACUUCAUCUUCUUCUUUAGCAUCACCACUAGCAUCAUCACCACCAUCUCCAUCUCCAAGCCGCUAUGAAUCACAGAAACGUAGAGACUGGAAUACCUUUGGUCAAUACCUCCGUAACCACCGACCACCCCUCUCGCUUUCCCGUUGCAGUGGGGCUCAUGUGCUGGAGUUCUUGCGCUACUUAGACCAGUUUGGCAAAACCAAAGUUCACGUUCAAAUGUGCCCUUUCUUUGGCCACCCAACUCCUCCUGCUCCUUGUCCUUGCCCUCUAAGACAAGCUUGGGGUAGCUUAGAUGCUCUUGUUGGCCGUCUUAGAGCUGCAUUUGAAGAGAAUGGUGGAAAACCUGAAAACAAUCCAUUUGGUGCUCGUGCUGUGAGAUUAUACUUGCGAGAAAUUAGAGACAUGCAAUCCAAAGCUAGAGGUAUUAGCUAUGAGAAGAAGAAAAGGAAGAAACAACCUACUCUUGCUCCUUCUCCUUCUUCUCCUUCUCCUUCUCCUUCUUCUUCUGGUCACCACCACCUCCACCACCACCAACUCAUGCCUCCACCACCACCCUCUGGUGCAACUUAAAAGCCCAAGUUAUCAAGUUAUCUUUGCCAUAUUGAGAAUUGCAGCUCUUUUCUUCUUUAACCUCUCUUCUUAGGUCAGUACUAUUACUUUUAAUUCAGUACUAGUGAUCAUUCUCAUUUGAACUUUGUGUUUAUUAUUGUUAUUGUUAUGAUGAUGAUGGUGAUGAUGAUGGUGAUGAUGAUGAUGAUGAUUGAUUAUAUUUUCUAUUUUUGAUGUUCUUGACAAGUUUGUGAUGCUAAAAAUAGUAAGGGAGAUGUUGAGAGAAUGUUGUUGUUGUUGUUUUGGUACCAUGUACUUUGUGCUUGUUGAAUGAAUGUUGUGAGUUUGCUGUUGUACUUGUUGAGUCUGG